CGUUUCCGCAGGAGCGAAGGUUGCAGAAGGCUGUCGCGUCCGUGAAGGAAGCUCCUCAGCCAUUCCCCAGGAAGAAGAGGAGUCAAACCCGGGCGCAGGGAUGCCUUAUAUACUGAUCAGUACGCAAAUCCGACUGGAGACCGGACCAACAAAUGUGGGAGAUGAAUUUUCUGAUCCAGCUGUCAUGAAUUACCUGGGAGCCAGGAAAACAACCGUGCUGGGAAACAAUUUCUCGGAAUACCAUGUGGAGGAGCCGCCUCGCCUGGUGCUGGACAAGCUGGAGAAGAUCGGCUUCCGUGUGCUGUCCAUGACCGGCGUGGGGCAGACACUGGUGUGGUGUCUCCACAAGGAGGCGGAGUGAAUGAUCCAAAUGUUAUUUUUUUAUUUUUGUACAGCAAAGCUUCAAUGACAUAUUAAGCUCUUUUAUAGGGCCUAUAUCAUGCUAAAUCAACUGUUUGUACUUUUAAGUGUAUCAUAAUGUUAUUUCCUGAAAAAAAACAACAACCCCAUAGCGCCAUUUUGAUCUAUUCACGCAUGUGCGCUCUGAUCACCAGCCCCCACAAUCCGCGAAAACGGGUGGGUUCUCACAUUGUGAUGUUGAUAAGUGAGGAACCGCCCCUUCCAGUAAGAGUCUGCACUGCCAGCCCCGCCCCACUUUCUCUGCAGAGCUAGUGUUGUUUGGCCAAAAGUCUUUCCUUUUACAUGCCCAAUAUGCACAUCCAUCUUUGCAAAAGUUCGGAUGUUGUUUGUUUUCACGGGCGAAAAGCAGACACGCUGCCGAGGCCGGCUCUAGGGACGUCAUGAAAUGGGUGGCACCCACAAGGAGAGAAAGGCGGAGCCUCAGAAAUUGAGUCGUCUUACUUCCGGGUAGGAAAAUAAGCUGCGAAAAGGACUAAUUUUGCACUUUAGUGUGCCAAAGGUUUUAUUUUAUCAUAUAUCUGGAUUUAGUUUACUCUGAGAGGAUUAAGAAAAGCAUGAUAUAGACCAGGGGUGUCCACAUUUUUUGGCAUGUGAGCUACUUUUGAGACAACAAUGUCUCAUACCCAUGUUUAAUAUACAUAGUAUUAUAAACUAUUAGUAAAUAACAUUGUUUAUGUACUUAUAAUUCAAAUACUAACCAGUAAGAGUACACAAAUCUUUGUGAGGAGAUACUUUUUUUAUUAACAGAUGAGGCGUUUUAUUACAAAAACAGAAAGCAGCGACUAUCGUAUUUCGUGCUCUGCUGUGAACAGUGCAAUGGGGGGAGCAUGGCAUUUCUGAAGCGGUAUUGGCUCUGUGAGAAGCGCGUGUUACAGGAAAACACUGCUGCCUUGGUCAGCCCGAAUCCAUCGGGGGGAACUGCGGAGGCAGGUGGGGCAAUCCGGGCCUCAAUAAACACCUCAAUCACAUACUUCUCUGUGAAGAUUUUGAUUCGCUUCCGUAUUUUUUUUAAAUGAAUUUGUAUUUUUUUGGUUAUUUAUCGUUGCUGGCCGAUCGACAUAAUGAGCACCCCGAUAUAGACCCUUUAAAAAACUUUAAAGCUUUCAAGAAAGUUACAUUUGUAUACAUAUUCAUGCAACUCUGUUGAAAGUGGUUUACCUGUUUACAUUAUCGUAUUUUCCGCACUAUAGGGCGCAUAGGAUUAUGAGGCAUCAAUGAAUCUAUUUUGGAUUCAGCCACGUUAGCAUAUUUCCUAUGCCUGCUGCUCCCAACAUCAUUUGCAACCCAUAAAAAAACAGACUUAUUCCACUAAAACAAAACUUACUGUAAAAAUACUUUGCAACUGUACUUUUUUUAAUUAAAAAACAACAACGCAAACUUAGAUCUACAUUUUAGCAGAAACAAUAUAUCGAGAACUUGUGCAGCUCUCUGGCACCUUUGCAACAAUGUUGCAGCUUCCUGAUUCAACAGCAUGUCAGGCGCACUCACACACACAGCCGGAAUCUGCAUUCAGGAUUCCAAAAUUCCUGGGUGGUUUGAUUCCAAGCAUUAGUUUACCGGUGCAUGUCUGGGGCCAACCCCGAUCCCUAAUCAACAACCCAGAAACAUAGCCAGCCAACUCCCAGCCAAACUCAGACCAGACACACCACCUCAGACAUGAUAUCCACUUCCUUGCUGUGGAUCAAACGGAGCUGAGAUUCCCAGUUCUCCAGCCACUGACAUUCUUGUUAUAGUUUGUCCUGGCUGCUUUGAAGCAGAAAAUGUACCCAACGAGGAAUCAAAGCUUUGUUGUGCCAUGCAACAACAGACUCAUCCUCCUGUGCCAGUCUUCCAUGCCGCUACAGCCACUGUGGGAUUAGGGCGGGGUUGUUGGUGAGUGCAUUUCCUGUAAUUGUAUUUCCUCUCUUGUCAUUUGGACCAAGUUUGUGUUUCUGGGCUUUCUUUUUUCACAUUGUUGGGAUAUUGGAAAAGGAUACGCAUAAACAAAACCAUGUGAGGAGGGGAUUUUGCAGAAGAGGAGCAGAUGUCUCCCAACACACCACUUUACUCUGCUCUGCAGCUGGUCAUUGCGUAAUGGAGCUUCAUGGAGGUAACUCAGGAGCAGUGGAGGGGAAGGAUGACUGGACUGGAUUUUGUUAAGCUUCCAUGUGAUUGAAAACUAUGGAAUUGCAGAAGAAUGUCAUGUAUGACUGUUAUGAGAUCAUCUCCUUUUCAAACCAUCACUUCAAGCUCUGUUGUUAAUUCACUGAUCAUUUAUUAAUAAAAGGUACUUUUAUUGUCC
Messenger RNA from Oryzias latipes (Japanese medaka), 2701 nucleotides. RefSeq names its product GTP cyclohydrolase I feedback regulator (gene gchfr). Gene Ontology annotation, cellular component: nucleus; cytoplasm. Gene Ontology annotation, molecular function: GTP cyclohydrolase binding. Gene Ontology annotation, biological process: negative regulation of biosynthetic process. The record is from RefSeq and is a predicted model, not a curated record. Lineage: Eukaryota; Metazoa; Chordata; Actinopteri; Beloniformes; Adrianichthyidae.